Molecule: messenger RNA, 318 nt
Organism: Helobdella robusta
Lineage: Eukaryota; Metazoa; Annelida; Clitellata; Rhynchobdellida; Glossiphoniidae
Exons: 2
Coding region: 1-318 (105 amino acids)
Source: RefSeq, a predicted model, not a curated record
AUGGCUGACAGGAUGCAAGUUUCUGCGCGGGAUGGGACGUCGAGUGAUGGCGAGUCAGGUAUGGCUGACAGGAUGCAAGUUUCUACUUUGGAUAAAGUUGAUCUACAAUUGAAAAGAUACGCUGACUCUUUUGACAAAAUUCCAAAGGAGCUGAAAGAAGAAUGUUUAAAAAAUAUAGAAGCCCAUCUUUUUGACGGCUACACAAAGCCAAGUUUCAUUGAGGAUGUGGACUAUGCAGCAUCCGUAGUAAUCUCUGCUGACCACCUGACUCCGAAAGAGAAGCAAGCAGUCAUCGACAUGUUGAGAGAAAGGAUAUGA